This is a messenger RNA of Homarus americanus (American lobster), 1349 nucleotides long. Its product is annotated as serine/Arginine-related protein 53-like. Lineage: Eukaryota; Metazoa; Arthropoda; Malacostraca; Decapoda; Nephropidae. The transcript has 6 exons. The record is from RefSeq and is a predicted model, not a curated record. Bases 124 to 954 code for a protein of 276 amino acids.
ACCCGUAACACAACAACAGUACCAAGUGUGUGUGGGUCUGGUGCACACAUUCUCUCUACUGUUAAUAACCAACUAUUGUUCCCUUUGGUAAUAUAGAGCAAGAGAAGUAAUAUCUAAGCAAGUAUGGGUCGUUACUCCAGUGAAUCAGAUAGUGAACGAACAAGUAGAAGAAGAAGGAGAAGCCGAUCUCGUAGUAGCAGCAGUACAAGUUCCAAGAGUCGCCACCGCCGUCAUAAGAAGUCACGGAGACACAGGCGAUACUCCAGCAGCCGGUCUCGCAGCCGUUCUCGUAGUCCAUCAAACAGUCAUAGGUCCCGUUCGAUAAGUCGAGAUCGAGACCGUCACAGGCGUCGUCGCAGCCCUACUCGUUCUCGAUCAAGAUCAAGAUCCAGUCGGAAACAUAAAAAAUCCAAGCAUAAGCAUAGAAGACGCAGCUCCAGUUCUGAUUCAGAUCGAAGUGAAAAGUAUUCAAAGUCUCGGUCAGCUAGAAGUAGCGUGGAUCGUGAUCGGAGUAGCAGAGGUUCUACCAAGGACCGUGAUAGAAGAGAUAGAGACAGGGACAGAGAUAAAGAGAAAGAGAAGGAGAGGGAUAAGGUUCUUAGUCCUGUACCUGAAGAACCAAAGUCUGCUAAGAAAGAAAUGUCAGAAUCUGAGAAAAUUGCCUAUUCAAAGGCCAUAGAGGAAAUUGGAGAAGAUGGAUUUGUUCAGCAGACCUUUAAGUCCAGCCGAGGUGAGAAAGCAGCUCCAAAGAACCAAGCUGACACCAAAAAUGGAGAUGAAUUCAACUUUGGAACACAGGCAGAAUUGUCUGCAAGGGCUGGAAAGUUUAUUCCUCUGAGUGAUGACAGUCUGUUUAGUCCACAUCUGUUUGGUGAUCCAGAGGAGCGAGAAGAAAAGUAUCUGCGUAGGAUUUUCUCACUUCGUCAGAAAGCUCUGUUAGGAGAGCCAAUAUAAACUUAGGUAUGACUAGAACUGCAACUGGAUAAAAUCUAAAACUUACUUCAGAACAUGAAGUUAAUCCCAUCACUGUCAUAACUGCAGACAUUUAGUUUCCUUCAUAUUUUGUACAAAUUAGAGAGAAAAUGUUUAUGGUGGUCUGUAAAAUUAGGGGUGCCCUUGUAUUUAAUAAAAAAAAAGUCCAAAUAUAGUUCAGUAAUAAUUCAAGUUACAUGUUUACCUGUAUGAAUAGCAUGCUUUCAGAGCUUUUGCAUGUAAAGUGUCAAGUUUUUUAUUAUAAAUAUCUUAAGAUAAUACUUCGCACCUUUUUGUACAUGAUACUUACAGUACACUAUGACUUGUGUACCUUGAUGAAUAAUUAGAUAUGGUAAUUUUAUAAAGAGAUUUCAAUU